Molecule: messenger RNA, 3444 nt
Organism: Penicillium alfredii
Lineage: Eukaryota; Fungi; Ascomycota; Eurotiomycetes; Eurotiales; Aspergillaceae
Product: SH3 domain protein
Exons: 7
Coding region: 1-3444 (1147 amino acids)
Molecular function (GO): protein binding
Source: RefSeq, a predicted model, not a curated record
AUGUCCAGUCCGCCGUUCACGGUUCGAGCGGUCUUCGAGUAUGCUUCAGACCAUGAUGACGACCUCAAAUUCCCCAUCGGUCAGAUCGUGACCGUCACCGCUGUGGAGGAUGCCGACUGGUAUUUUGGUGAAUACACAGACGGCUCUGGUGCCAAGCAAGAGGGCAUCUUCCCCAAGAAUUUUGUCGAGCGGUACGAGCCCCCCGCUCCCCCACGACCGUCGCGCCCCAACAGACCCAAGAAGGAGCCUGAGCCGACCUCCGUGGAGCCCCCUGUGACCGAAGCUCAACCCCCGCCCGAGCCCGAGCCCGAGGUGGUGGAGCAGCCUGUCGAGGAAGUCCAUGACACUGGAUCCCAGCAGGCGCUCCCGCCCCAACCUCUCCCGCUCGCUGCCACCAGAACAGGAGCCCCAUCCCGCUCCCCCCGCCGCCCCCGUCUCCCCCCCGCCAAGGCUCCGUCUUCCAAACCCCUCCCUCCGGCGGUGGCAGAGAAGCCCACAGGAUCGUCAUUCAAGGAUCGUAUCGCUGCGUUUAAUAAACCCGCCGCUGCGCCCAUCGCGCCUUUCAAACCGAGCAGUGGCGCAACGCCAUCGACCACCUUCAUCAAGAAACCGUUCGUGGCACCGCCUCCCAGCAAAAAUGCCUACGUCCCUCCUCCCAGAGAGCCGGCCCCUAAAAUCUACAAGAGAGACGAAGAUCCGGAUGUGAAGGAGCAGGUUGCGCGCGAAAUCCCGGCUUCCGAAGGCCGCCCUGCCCCUACUGAAGGGGCCGAGGAGGGCGCGGAAGACCAGCCCAAGCCAACUAGCCUCAAAGAUCGCAUUGCUCUACUUCAGAAGCAACAGUUGGAGCAGGCCCAGCGCCACGCGGACGCAGCCCAGAAAAAGGAGAAGCCUGCCCGCCCACCGAAGAAACAAGCAGAGGAAUCUUCCGUCCCGGCAACGCCCGGAGACGAGCUGGAACCUCGACCUGCCGAGGCGUCAGGAACUGCACGAGACCCUAGUGUUGAUACUUUGAGAGCCGCUCCCCCUGCUUCACAGCCUCCUACUCCCUUCUCCCCACACGAGGAAAUUGUGAGUGAUACCAAUGAUGCCGACUAUUCUGCCGCCGCGGAUUCCGAGGAUGCGGGAGAAACUUCUACCAGCAAGGACGACGAAGAGGAGCCCCCUCGCCCGAGCGCUCAGCGUCAGCCAUCAACUCUCUCGGUCGAACAAAAGGGUGAUGAAGCAGAUGUGGAAGAGGAAGGCGACCAGGAGGAUGAUGAUGAUGACAUGGAUCCUGAAACCAAACGCAGAAUGGAGCUACGUAACCGAAUGGCCAAGAUGAGUGGCGGCAUGUCCGGUGCUGGUGCGCGCAAGUCCAAGCCUCCUACCGAGCCGGAGAACAAGUCUGAGGUCACGUCGCCCACCAACGCGCCCCCAGUCCCUAUGGUCCCCAUGCCUGGCAUGAAUCUCAACAACAAACCGGCCCCAUCCCCUGCCGACGUUGAGAAGGAAGAAGAAGAACCUCUGGCAACCCCGAUCACCGAGCAACAUUCUGCGCGCGAGGUUCCAGAUGUCGAAGAGGUUGUUCACGAGGGGCGGCGCCUCGCGCUUCCACUGAACGACCGCUCCCUGCCCCUCCGUCUAGUGACCGUGCAGCGCCCGCUCCGCCAACGCCUGAGUCACGACCUGUGCCCCCUCCCGUUCCGGUCGAGCAGCCGACUUCACCCCCGCCAGUUCCAGGAGGUCGACCGGUACCUCCCCCACCCAGACCCUCAACGGCCGACGAAGGCGACGAAUCCGAUGAUGAAUUGUCGCUGCCCCCCGGCGGUGCCCGCGCCCCCAAUCCCAGAUCACAUUGACGCUCGGCGCCCCUCGACAUACGAGAUCUCGCCUCCACAGACUGCAACCUCCGCAGCCGAAAAGAGGGUCAGCCGACCUCCUCCUCCUAUCCCGACAAACCCACCCAUGCCUCCAUCGCAAGGCCGCGCGCCGCCUCCACCACCCCCGGAACAGAUUCGUCGUCGAUCCACUGCGGAUAGUCGUGGAAGUGCGAUCUCCGCGCCUCGACAGGCUGGGGAAGAGGUUGAGGGGGAGGUCACUGAGUACGACGGAGAUUAUGACACUGAUAUUGCCUCGGGAGCGAAACACAAGGACGCUCUGAAGGCUCAUGAGCGUGAUUCCAGCUUCGAUGAAGGUACUAUUACCGACGAUCAUUCUAUUCAGUCUCCGCGCAGCCCUCAGGAGUCUCGGCAGCCACCCCCACCUCCUCCGACUGCUCCCAGGGCAGUUCCGCCGCCGCCGCCGAGCCUGCCGCCUCGAAACACUCGUUCGUCCAUGGAGACCCCUAGGGGACCACCUCCACCUCCGCCAACCAAAGAGCCGUCUCGUGGUAAUGACGAUGAGUAUGAUCCAUUCAACUACACGGCUCCAAAACAUGGCCUGCCCCCUCCUUCUCCCAUUACAAGUGGGCGACCAGAAGUGCCACCUCCUCCCCCACCCCAGCCGCCAACCGAGGGCUAUGACGAUUUGUAUGACGAUUCGCUGGUACAAAGCCCCUCGAUGGAGAACCAGUCUGUCACACAACAUGAAAAGCGACCGUCGCUGGCACCCCCGCCCCCCAGUCCAGUCUUCGGCUUUGCCGUCCCCCUCCAUAUCCCGAAGCCAGCGAACAUCCAUGGAUGUCUUGAGAAGCCAGCCAAGCGUCCCGACGUUGACCUUGCUGAGAGUACGAUCUGGUGGACCCAGCCCAAUACUCCGCCACCGGCCUUCCAAAACCGCAAAGAUCUUUUGUACGAGAUCGAGGAGACCUCCUCCUCGAAACGGGGCGGGAAGACAACAGUGACGAAGGACAUUUAUGUCUUGUUCAUCGACUACUCUCAGACCAUCGUGGCUGUACAAUUCGAUGCGAAGAACCCAUCGGACGCCUCACUUGAACAGCGCCAUGAAGGCCCGCCUCUCCAGCCCCGCCAGGACCAACUGGAACAGGCACACGUCCAGCUUGGAACCCGCAUCUCGGAGUCAGUCACCUCUGUUCAAAACUCCACCGUUGGGGACGGCACUCCCUUCGGGUUGAUUCAAUAUCUGUUGCAUCCGCUUGCCGACUCUCUUCUCCCUGUUGGGACACGGGCCUAUGGCGCCUUGGUUUACUCUAACCUGGCGAAUGCCUCCGUCUCACAGAAUGAUGAGAUCCGUGCCGGCGACAUUGUGAGUUUUCGCAAUGCUCGCUUCCAAGGCCACCGUGGUACUAUGCAUCAGAAGUACAGCGCCGAGGUAGGCAAGCCUGAUCAUGUGGGAGUUGUGGUCGAUUGGGAUGGCACGAAGAAGAAGAUUCGAGCCUGGGAGCAAGGUCGCGAGAGCAAAAAGGUGAAGAUGGAAAGCUUCAAGCUGAACGACCUCCGCAGCGGCGAAUGCAAGGUCUGGCGCGUCAUGCCCCGGAGCUGGGUAGGCUGGGAGUCCAACAAAUAA